Molecule: messenger RNA, 1743 nt
Organism: Sparassis crispa
Lineage: Eukaryota; Fungi; Basidiomycota; Agaricomycetes; Polyporales; Sparassidaceae
Exons: 2
Coding region: 1-1743 (580 amino acids)
Molecular function (GO): protein binding
Source: RefSeq, a predicted model, not a curated record
AUGGUGGCCUCUAUCGGAUAUGAUUCAACCCUGCACAGAGUUCUCGAAAUCCCAGAGAUAAUUGAGCUUGUCUUCGGCUUUCUGGACGAGGAAUCAAACAGGACAAAUGUUUGCGUCUGCAAGAGAUGGUCUGAGAUCGCUCUCGACGUUUUGUGGCGCGAAGUGAGCCAAUUACAUCGCUUACUCCGUCUUCUUUCUCCGUUUAUUACGGAGGAUAGUCCGUAUUUCUAUAUGGCGUUCGCCAAGCCGCUGAGUCCAGACGACUGGAGGAGAUUCACGCGUUAUGCGCGUCGAGUGCGGAAGCUGUCGUUUACAAACGGCAAGACGGUCCAUGUGCUCGGUCAGGCCGUCUUUGACGAGAUAGCGCGUACGCGCACCACACUCAAUAUUCUGCCGAAUCUACAGUCUCUCGAAUGGCGGUCGACUCCCGCGAACGUGCGCGUCUCCCUCAUGUUCAUGCACGAGGGCGUGAAGGAGUUCCGCACCCACCUGUACGAGACCCCCAUAUACUCCAUUGCAGACUUCUUCAAGGACAUCGCAGAGCGCAUGCCUAACUUGACGUGCUUGGACCUGUGCUUCUGCUUCCCAGUGCGCGAGAUCGAGAGCGCGCUCUGCGAGCUUGUGCGCAGUCUGCCGAAAUUGAGCAAGAUCGUCCUCCCACUGUACUGUCACAACUCCCGCGUGGCUGAGGCACUGUCUGCCCUGCAGCACCUGGGGACCAUCCAGUUCGAAUAUCUUUCCGAACAGGGAAAAGGGGACCUCGCAGACGUUCAGCAUUUCGCGCCGAUGCUGGAGCGGGGCGCGUUCCCCUCGCUGUGCGACCUCUCAUUGAGCGCGCAUCUUGCGGAUAUGAACAGGUUCCUCAAGGGCACCUAUGCCCCCACGAAUCUCACGUCGCUCUACAUCCACGCCCUAUCCAUGGUGCCGCCCGCGGUCGUGACCGAGUUCCUGAAGACGAUGGUGGAGAAUUGCAAGCUGCUGACGCACCUGUACCUCGACCUGCAUAUGGCAGCAGACUUGAUCGACAGUGCGACGAGGUCACUGCCCCCAUCGGAGAUGCUGAGCUUCAACGACCUGCGCCCUCUUCUGGCAUGUCCGAAGCUGAUCGCAUUUGAGCUGCAGUGGUACUUGCCGCUGCUGAUCACGCAGGAGGAAAUCGAAGAACUCGCGUCGAAAUGGCCAGACCUCGAGGUGCUCGAGCUCGACUGCGAGCCCAUCCCGAUACCUAUCGCCACCGAACCCCUCACACUCCGCGCUCUCAUCCCCUUCGCAAAACACUGCCCCAAGCUCCGGGAGCUCGGCCUGUUCGUGUCCGCGACAAGCGCAGACCUAGACGCAUUUUCGCACGAGACGAACUCGCCGUUCAUGCAGCCAUUCCGCCAGCUGAAAAAGCUGUGUUUCGGGCUGUCAAGCAUCACGGAGCCGGGGCCGGUCGCCCUCUUCCUGAGCGAGCUCUGUCCGCUUGGGUGCAAAUUGAGCGCAGGCCUUUCGUGGCAGGACGACCUCGAACAGGUGGAGAACACCGCGUUCUCGGAAGAACUCAGUCAACGCGGGCCGGAGUGGUACGACCGCUGGCUGGAGGUCGACCGUGUGCUCCCGCUGCUCACCCGCCUGCGCAUGGAGGAGCGGGAGCGGCGCCGUGUGCUCGAGUGCGAGGUGGAGGACCUGCGCGUGCGCUGCCGCGUCCUCGAGGAGCGAGCCACGCUCCCCAUGUCCGUAGACUCGUCGUGCCUGGUGCUGUGA